AUCUGUUUAAAUUUUCAUUCAGCUUCACUUGUACCUACUCGCUUCGUUUACGUCGUGUUAUUGAAAAUUUUAGAGAUGUUUUUGGAUUGGACAGAUCAACAUUUUUUCAAAAAAGACAUUACUUUAGAAAAUGUGAUGUGAAUUGCUGUGUAUAGUUUAGUGUUGUAAAUAGUAUUGUUAUUUAUGUGUUGUGAUUGAUAUAACGAAUCAGUGGUACGCCAAGAUGGACGAAAUGUCUAAGGGCAUGUCACAAACAGGAAGCACCCCUGCAACUGACAAAAAUGAAGAGAUUGACGAUGGCGUAAAGCGUGGUUUUCGGCACGCAUGCCAACCAUGCUAGCGUUGGUAGAACAACUGCGGUCAUACCUCGGUGGAGGAUGCUCGCCGACGCCGAUGGUGUACGUGAAUGAAUCGUGCUUGGACUGCGAAAGAAUACGGGAGGCCUGCGAGCGACUCGGAACCGUGGCGGUAGUCCGGAGUCCAGACGCUUUGCCCUCGCUCCAGCAGCCUCCAUCUCCCGCAGCUUAUCUUGUGACCGCGCCGUUUGACGGCGAUCUCUUCGACGCUGCACACAAAGCGAAAUAUAGGGUACUGGGUCCAACGGCGGUGCUACAGCUUGCUGAGCGAGAUGAGCCCUCGCCGGCCAACUCGCGGCCGCUAUACUCGCUUGCGAUGCGAGGGGCUGUUAUAUGCUUCUCGGGAUUUCGACAAAAAGAUGAACUUACGUACCUGAUAACGUUGAUACAUUAUAUGGGCGGUUCUAUACGUAAAGACAUGUCUAGUAAAGUGACGCACCUCAUAGCCGCUUCGGCCACUGGUGAUAAGUAUCGCUAUGCGGCCGGGUUCGGGCUGCCGGUGUUGGCGAGGUCGUGGGUCGACGCCUGCUGGGAGAGGCGAGACAACCCCGCCUGCAUCGCCACCGAUGAGGCCUUCAUCAAAGAACACAAGCUGAGGGUGUUCGCGGGUGCUCGCGUUUGUUUCGUCGGCUUCCCUGAGGACGAGACACAGCAUAUGGCGGAGGUGCUCGCGAGUAACGGUGGUACCACCUGCGCCCUCGACCACCCAGACUGUACACACGUUGUAAUGGCCAAUGGGGAGACUUUCGGUCGUUCGCUUGUCCUAUCACCUCACCUGAACACUCCCAAUAAUUCCGCAAAGCCUUCCCGCUCUCCACCGAACCGUUCCCAAACCACUCCAAAGAGCUCACUCUACCGUAGGCUAUCGGCACGACUCUCGGGCCGCCGCGCUAGUACGAACGAACCCAACGAAGAAAAUACUCGAGACUAUAGAGAAAAGAGCUUACAAGAUAUGAGAGACAGUAUUAGAAACAGUAUUAGUGAUAGGAAGGAUAGAUCUCACUCUGAAGAUAUCAGUAUUCAUAACGUAGAGAAAUCAUAUUUAGAUGAUAUGUGUCCCAACAUCCACGAUAAGAGUAGUUGCCACGUUGAACUGCGUAAGCACAAGAGUAGCGAUAAAGAAAAUAAAUAUGUAUCCCAAAUAAUACAAGGCAGUGGAAAAAAUAACAGUAAAGAUAAAAGAGAAGUGUUCAGAAAUAAGUCUAUCAACGUUUUCAACAUGGUAGAUUGUCUCACAGAGACAGGUUCUCUGAGAUCAUCUCUUACCAAGAGUCUUUGUGAUCUGGAUCCUAAAGACGAACCGGGAUUUGCCUUACCAGCUGCGGGCGAUAAGGAACUGCAGCAGUCCAAUACAACAAUAUCCUCUGGUAAAAAAAGAAGUCGAAACUCUACUGAUUCCAAUUUCCAAAUAAGCAUUAUUGACGGCAACAACCUGUCUCCGGACAAAUGUGAAGACUUAAAUUGGAAGUCUAUAAAAAGGUUGAAAAUUAAAGAUUCAUUCAAAUUUAAAACAAGACCCACUAUAUUCAAAAAGACGAAAAAAGAAUCAGUGUCGAAAGCAUCCGGGGAUAUUACUGUAGAGCCCGUAAGUCCAGAGAGCAUGAAGCCAACAGAUCCGGCGGGGGAAUUCGUCGCCUCUACAUCAUCUCCUAUUCGAGAAUACGAUAAUGCUUCUGUGUCUUCACUAAACAUAAGCAAACAAUCUGGAUUUUUCGACAUAUCCUUCGCCUCUAUAAGAAGCUCCAAAACCGUAAAGUCCGCAUCAAAAUUGCGAAGAAGCGUAAAAUCAUUUACAGCUUCCUUCAGAAGCGAAAGAAAAAAGAAAUAUGAAAAAAGAGCUGAGAGGAACACAGUGGAAGUAGAUCCCAGUCACCUGCCGCCCGAGCUCAAAAACGUUUCAACACCAAAGAGAGAUCUCGACGACAUACACUUCGAUAUAUCUCCCGUGCAAGUAGACACAGUGGACAGCACAGACAUGAGAACGCCGGUAACAAACAACCAGGACGUAGACGAGCUGGACGAUUCUAGUGUUUUUAAAACGCCGCAUAGCGUCUGGCUCCGGGCCCACCGGCACUCCCCGUGCGGUGGUCCGGAGACCAGCUCGCGCGGCGGCCCCGUCCCCCGCCCCUCCCCCGCGCCGUCUCCGCGCCGCACCGAGCCUCGCCCCGAGACGACCCCCACUCGAGACGCUCGUGCCUUGUCUCAAUGCCAUGGACUAUCGCUGCCGGUGGUGGACGAGCAUAAUACAGUAUUAGCACCAGAAUGUUCCCCGCGAGUCCACGUCGUCAAGGCGGAGUGGUUCUGGGCGUCGGUACAAAACGAAGAAGCUCAAGAUGAGAGAGAAUAUCUUUUCAAAGACUACUUAGAAGAGGCGUCUGCACGAUGGUCGACGAUCGGUGUCGCGGGGAGUGCGAGUGGUACUAGUGGAUCGUGUACCGCUGCGGCGUCGUCAGGAGAGGAGGCGGGACCGGUAGCGACUGGCACGCCGGCAGCGCUGCAACGUCUCCGUAAGCGCAAACUACGAGGAGGCGAUGCUGCGCUACAUAAACGACGAUCCUCGGUCGGUGAUGCCGUUCUGCUCAGCCUGUCCGGGAAUCUACUGGACUGCACGACCUCUCCUGACGGGAAACAGUUGCUCGAAGAAUCAGAAGUACCCGAUAAUGUGGUGCGAAAAUUAAUGUCACCCCGACAACAAGUCUUUAUGGAAUUGCUUCAGACGGAGUCAAAUUACGUGGGGAUUUUACACACUAUAGUUAACAUGUUUAAACAACCUUUAGAAGAAAUGGCCGAAGAUGACUGUAGUAAUGGGAAAAAUCAGUCGCUGCUCAAUAACACAGAACUUAAAAUUAUUUUUGGAAAUUUACCCCCUAUUUAUGAAUUACACCAACGUAUGUUGGAGGACCUUCGUUCGGCGCAGGCCAACUGGAGUGAGGAGGUGAGCAUCGGUCGCCUCGUCAGGAGGUACACACCCGAUAUGGUAAAGGCCUACCCUCCGUUCGUCAACUUCUUCGAGAACACUAAAGAGAUGCUGCAACAGUGCGAUCGUGAGAACCCAAGAUUUCAUGCAUUCCUGAAAAUCUGUCAGACGAAACCUGAAUGCGGUCGACAGAGUUUGCAGGAACUUUUAAUACGGCCAGUGCAGCGGUUACCGAGCAUAAGUCUACUGUUGGACGAUAUUCUGAAGCACACUCAUAAGAGUAAUCCGGACCACGCGGCGCUGGUGUCAGCGCUGGCGGGGCUGAGGGAGGUCAUGUCGCACAUCAACGAGGACAAGCGGAAGACGGAGGGACAACUACAGAUGUUUGACAUCUACAACGAUAUCGACCAAUGCCCGGCUCACCUCGUGUCGUCUCAUCGUUCGUUCGUGUCUCGGUGUGAGGUCGUUGAACUGUCAAAGGAACUCUCAGGUCGAGGGGACCAUCUUGUGCUCUUCCUCUUCACAGACACGAUGGAAGUUUGCAAAAAACGAUCUAAGGCUUUUAACACUAAAAGUCCUACAAACGGUACGGGCACGAUGCGGAUUGGUUCCAGUAAGCCGUACAGACACAUCUCGCUCAUGCCGCUGAGCACGGUGAAGAGAGUCGUCGAUAUAAGGGAGGCGGAAGAUUGUCACAACGUGUUCGCACUCAUGUGUCGCAGCAACCAGGAGCUGAAGGAGAAGCUGUACUCGUUCAUGAUCACGGACGAGACGGUCGACAAGACGCACUUCCUCCGACAGCUGUGCCGGCAGAUGGCCAACACUGUCUGCAAGGCUGACGCUGAUAAAUUCCUCGCGUGUCUGGAGUCCCAUCAGCUGGACAUCGACACGAGUGAUCUCGCCUUGAGCACACUCUCCAAAGUCUCCAAAUUCGCGGCUCGCACCAGAAUAAAGCUGGAGGCGCUGGCGGGACUGGGCGGCUGGCUGCGCGCCGAACCGGGACCAGCCUUGAUAGACACAUGGGUAUUGCGCGCUCACUUACUCGCACAGGUCGGACGAGCUCUGUCCUUCAACAAGACUCCUUCCAAGCUGAAGAGGGCCAUGUCGUCUAUGAUCCCCCCCCUCGGAUCGACCUCCAACCUGACGCCGGCCUCACAGCUCGCACAGAUGAGACUCGCCAGUUGUAAUAACAUUAAUGAGAUGGGUACGAGUGGGUCGGGCGGCGGGGAGGCGGCUGUGCUAGUGGCGCCGCUGUCCGUGCAGCCCACGCGCAAGGCGACGGGCGCCGCCGCCGCUCUCAGGCGCUUCUGACGGCGGUCGCUCUGACGAACCACGCAGUGACUCGGACAUGUAUAACUCAUAGACUUGUCUCUUCGGCCGAGCCGAUAUGUGAUUUACCUUGUUCUUUUGUAACGGAAGUGCCUUGUGAUUUUAUAGAAACGAAAUCGGGAGAGGACAGCAUCGGAUCGUUGAAGCCUCGAAUGUUUUGGAUCGAAUAUUAUUAUUUAGUUUAGUGAUCGAGGACGCGAUGCGAUCCUUCGAGCUGUGUAACUACAAACCAAAUGAAUGUCAAACACGAAGUCGUAACUCGUACGGCCUCGACUCGUUUCGAUACUUUUAAUAUUUAGUGUUUCGUCUCCACUGUACCGGCGGCGCGUUACGCUCAGCCGGUUUUGGGAUCUGUGUAAUAUCUUGAAUAAUUUAAUCGGAUAUUUAAGAAAAUUUUGUGUCGCAUAGUAAUUAUUGAUAUUAUAAAAUAGUGUCCAGUAAUAUGUACAUAUUGUGAUAUUUUAAUUUAAUCGUUUAAUAGUCGUCGUAGGUUAGUGUAGUGUUGUUGUAUCUAUAACCUACCAUUAUCCGUCUGCUAUUGUUAAUAAGCGCUCCUAAUAUUUCGCUCUGUCGCUUUAAAUGGACCUUUUAAUGAUACGGUGGGUAGCGUUAUAGUUAUAUUUUAUUAACAAUCAAGUUUUAUUUAAUAAUUGCCAGUGUUUUGAAAAACAAAAAUUGCGUAAAUUAUAUAGAUAUUGUAAUUUUUAUAACUAACAUGUAUAAUAGCUGCCAGAUAUUGUAAUAAGACACACCAAAAGAAUCAAAAGGAGUAGAAUGUAAAUAUGAUAUUUAAACGGAACGCUACCUGGCGUAUUAUGUAUUUUAAUAAUAUUUAAUUUGCGACAGAAUGUUGCUUGUUUUACCACAACACGCCCGGGCGACGAGCACCGGGCGGUGUAAACACAUUUUACCAAAAAGCUCAAUAGCUGCGACGCGCACUUUCGUUAAUACAAUGUGUACGCAUGUCAAUGUACAAAGGUCUAUAGGUAUUUAUAAAUGAUUGAAAGAAUAAACGUUUAUUUUCAA
Danaus plexippus (monarch butterfly) is the source of this 5628-nucleotide messenger RNA. RefSeq names its product protein ECT2 (gene pbl). The record is from RefSeq and is a predicted model, not a curated record. NCBI's taxonomy places the organism in Eukaryota, Metazoa, Arthropoda, Insecta, Lepidoptera, Nymphalidae. Gene Ontology annotation, molecular function: GTPase activator activity; guanyl-nucleotide exchange factor activity. Bases 325 to 4584 code for a protein of 1419 amino acids. Gene Ontology annotation, cellular component: nucleus; cell cortex. The transcript has 21 exons. Gene Ontology annotation, biological process: nervous system development; regulation of cytokinesis, actomyosin contractile ring assembly; mitotic cytokinesis.